UGCCGUCGCGGACCGCAAGGAUGACCCGCGCAGGCGCAGAGCCGCCGGAGCCCGGGCUCCCGAGGCGCCGAGGGCUAGCACCUGUCGCUUCUGAGGAGCUGCCAGCGCCCUCCCUCCCCCUCCGCAGGGCGCGGACCCUCGGUGCCCUGCGCUCCCAGCGCGGUCUAUUUAUAUCGCCGGGCCCUCACAGGCCCAUAUUGGGCAGUGCCCGCCGGUCCAGGCCGCUAGCUGCCCCGCCCCGGCCAGCCCGGCUCCGUCUGUGCGGCCACAGGGCCGGGUCGCGGCGCCAUCGCUGCAGCCUCUGCGGAGCCAGUGGGGCCGUGCCUCAAGCCGGGGGUCAGCAGCUUUUUCAGGUGUACAAAGUAGUAACUGGACAAUUUCAGACAUGCAGUGCUCACCACGCAACAUCAAGGUCAACGCUUUGGGAACUAAGGAGUCUGGACCGCCUGCAUUGUACCAGAUCUAGUGAUCCUACCUGGAAACUGCUCUUGGCUUUCUAGCACUGGUAUUGGUAUCCUCUGAGUGAGUCUUAGGUAUCAGUACAAAUGGAAUAGGAGAAACUUGUUAAUAUUUAUCUCCUUAUAAGGAAACUUUUCUGGUUUUCAGCUCAAAGUAACAGCUGCCAUCUAUAAAGUUGAUUGAUGUGUUUAUGUACAAAGAAGCCCACAUAAUAUGAUUUGGGCUACUCAUAAUGUGUUGUAGGAGAGCUCAGAAAUAUAAUGACCUCUUAAUUACCCAUAAUUGGAUUCUCUUGGUAAAAAUCUAAACAAAUGAAAGUAAAAAACAAGGGUUCACUUCUAACCUACAAGGCCUUACAAAGAUUGUCUUAAGCUUUUACUGAAAUCAAGCUGAGACAUUAAUGCUGGAAAAUGUAGCAAGGAGGAUUUUAUUCCUAUUUCAAUUACACAGAUUCUUAGAUCAGCUAGUUGUUAUCAUUCCACACACUCCCGCACAGUGAUUUUUUGGUCUUAUAGUUGCAUUGUAUUCUUAAACAUUUCUCUCGUGCUUAACACUUUGAUUCAAUGAACUUUAAUUCAACACUGAAAAAAGUGUCAUUUCUCAUUGAGAUACAGUGAGAAUUGAGAUGCAGAAAUCUCACUGAGAUUUCUAAAUUUGAUAGGAUUAUAGAAACGCAGAACUUUGACAGCUGACAAAUUAUGCUUUCGAAUGAUUAAAAUCAUCACUUCUCUUCCUCUCUUAAUUCCUAGGAGUGGCUUUUCUACCAUGGUUCAUUCUUAACCUCAUACAACUUCUAGCCAAGUAAGAACUAGAAAGUGUGUCAGGAUCUGAAGACCUGCUCCUCAACAUGAAGGAGUGUUCCAGCACAUCUCUGUUGCUCUGUGAGUAAUCAGACAUGCAAAUAGCCCCACAAGAAUCCUGCUAUAUUUGAACAAGACAUACUUAGAAGCACUGAAAAGUGUAUCAUGGAGUGCAAAGCUGAGGGAAAAGAAAAAUACCAACAUAGUUUGAAUUUAUUGAAUCAAGUUAAGAACAUGAAAGAAUUAGCAGAAAUGAUCGAUGUCGUACUCAUAGCAGAAGGGGAGAAAUUUCCUUGCCACAGGCUGGUCCUGGCUGCAUUUAGUCCUUAUUUCAAAGCUAUGUUCACCUGUGGACUACUCGAAUGUACUCAAAGGGAAGUCAUACUUUAUGACAUCACAGCAGAAAGUGUGUCUGUGAUACUGAAUUACAUGUACAAUGCGGCUUUAGAGAUCAGUAACACCAAUGUGCAGACCGUAGCUAUGGCUGCCUAUUUCAUGCAGAUGGAAGAAAUCUUCAACGUGUGUCAAAAAUAUAUGAUGGACCAUAUGGACGCCUCGAACUGUGUGGGUAUCUAUUAUUUUGCAAAGCAGAUUGGAGCUGAAGAUUUAUCUGAUCAGUCGAAGAAAUAUUUGUAUCAGCACUUUGCUGAGGUGAGCUUACAUGAAGAAAUAUUGGAAAUCGAAGCACACCAAUUUCUGACGCUUAUUAAAUCGGAUGACCUUAACAUAUCCAGGGAGGAGAGCAUUCUGGACUUAGUCCUGAGAUGGGUAAAUCAUAACCAAGAAUUGCGCAUGGAGCAUCUGGUUGAACUUUUGAAGCAAGUCCGGUUGGAACUUAUAAAUCCUUCUUUUUUAAGACAAGCCCUAAAAAGGAACACAAUGCUUCUGUGUGACGCGGAUUGCAUUGACAUAAUUCAGAACGCAUUCAAAGCCAUCAAGACACCCCAGCAGCACUCUCUGAAUCUUCGUUACGGCAUGGAGACUACUAGUCUUUUGCUUUGCAUUGGCAACAAUUCUUCAGGCAUCAGGUCAAGACACAGGAACUAUGGGGACGCCAGUUUUUGUUACGAUCCUUCUUCACGAAAGACCUAUUUUGUCUCGUCUCCCAAGUAUGGAGAGGGCUUGGGAACUGUGUGUGCCGGUGUGGUCAUGGAAAACAACACCAUAAUUGUGUCUGGAGAAGCAAGUGCCUCUAAACUCUCUAGGCAAAAGAACAAGAAUGUUGAAAUCUAUAGGUAUCACGACAGAGGAAACCAGUUUUGGGAAAAGUUAUGCACCGCUGAAUUUCGAGAGCUCUAUGCUCUGGGCAGUGUCCAUAAUGACCUCUAUGUUAUAGGAGGACAGAUGAAAGUCAAAAACCAGUAUCUCAUUACAAACUGUGUGGAUAAGUACUCUGUAGAACGGGACAGUUGGAGAAGGGUGUGUCCCCUUCCACUGCAGUUGGCAUGCCAUGCCGUAGUAACCGUGAAUAAUAAACUCUACGUGAUCGGAGGCUGGACCCCUCAGAUGGAUCUCCCUGAUGAAGAACCAGAUCGACUAAGCAACAGACUGUUGCAGUAUGACCCUGGCCAAGAUCAAUGGACAGAGCGGGCGCCCAUGAAGUUCUCUAAAUACCGAUUCAGCACAGCAGUAGUCAACAGUGAGAUUUAUGUUUUGGGUGGAAUUGGCUGUGUAGGUCGAGACAAAGGCCAGGUUCGAAAGUGCCUUGAUGUGGUGGAGAUCUAUAACCCUGAUGGAGACUUCUGGAGAGAGGGCCCACCUAUGCCAAGUCCCCUGCUCUCCCUCCGAACCAAUUCCACCAAUGCAGGAGCCGUGGAUGGGAAGCUCUAUGUCUGCGGGGGAUUCCACGGAGCAGAUCGACAUGAGGUUAUCUCCAAAGAAAUACUGGAGCUGGACCCAUGGGAGAACCAAUGGAAUGUUGUAGCCAUCAAUGUCCUCAUGCAUGACAGUUAUGAUGUUUGCCUGGUGGCCAGGAUGAACCCCCGAGACCUCAUCCCCCCACCUUCAGAUCUGGUGGAAGAAGGCCAUGAACACUGAGGUCAGUAUUUACUGUAGGACCUCCUGCUGUGUCUACACGGGAGGCACUAGGAAUGGAAAAAGCCCACAGGCACCAGCCAGUCACCCUGAACAUGUGUGUUAUAUGCAUAGCGGUCCAUGUGCAAAGCUGUGUGUGCUGGAUAUUGUGAUAGGGACCUCCAGUUGGCUAGAAUGGACAAAACAUUACAAGGUCAAAUGUGGCAACAGCACAGGAAGAACACAGGGUGAGUGCCAUAGGAGUCAAGGGAUGCAGAGACCUCACACUGCUGGGGACUCAAGGACAGCAUCGUCAAGGAGCAGACCUUUUACUGGGGCCUCAGAUGGUGAAGAAGCAAUCCCAUGGGUGCAGCUCAUGGGGACAUGAGUCAGCUCAUGGGUCAGAUUGCCCGGGCCAUGGGCUCUGCUACUAAGGCUGGAAAAGGAGAUUAUAGACAAGUGACCAACACCUAUAAAAGCAAAGACUGUGGACCUGGUCUCUGAGCAGGGGAAUCAUCUCACCAUCUUGUGAUGUUAAAGGAAGACUUCCCUCUGUGCUCUCUUCCAGUUUCAAUCUUACAGAGACUCUCUAUUCUCGUGUAGAAUACUCUUCUACCACAGCAACGUUGCCCAGAAUGGGGUUAGCAGUGAACCACAAGUUCCUAACAGCUCAGGCACUCAAGCCUAACCACAGUGAGCAGAAAAACUCUACCCUCAUCCAGGCCCUGGCAGUGUCCUGGACUAGACUUAUCCAGGCUGCCCCCCAGCACACAUGACCUUGCAGGCUGGCCCUGACCAGGCUCUGGAGUGGAGGAGAGAAGAAGCACAUCCCUUUGGCUGCUGGCUGCCUGCCCUCUUACCUAGCCUUUGCAAGGUCUUCCCCAAGACUGCCAAUAGGGAUGGAGCCGCCUGCUCCGGCCCACAGUUGAGCAUAAUCAGAAAACAGCCAGUCCCAGAAUAUACUUUAGGGGUGACAUUUAAAUGACACAUGGGGAAUUCAUCUCUCUGACUUACCAUUCAUACUUCUGGAAGUACAGUGGAUUCAAAGAGUGCACUUUUGUAGCUGUUCCUCGAUAACUUCUCCAGAGUUUCCCAUUGCACAGGGCUCUUUUUUAAAACAGGAGUGGUCAGUAAAUUCCCUAGAACCUUCUCAGAGGGAGACAAUGCUAGAUUGAGACAGCUCUUGUCUGGUGCCAAGUCGUGUGACCAUGACAACCAUGAGCCCAUGGUCCCAGGUUCCAGCUGCUGAAGCAGGCAGAAGAGGCAGGCCCAGUGCCUCUUUCUGCCCUGUUUCUGCCAUCAUGACGGGGGUCCACUAAGACCCCACGCAGGUUGUCCCCAAGUAGGCCAGACUCUAGGAGGGCAGGGGCCAUGCCUGUCACUUUGCAAUGGCGCCACUUGGAACCUGCACUGAGCAAAGUGAAGAGAAGUUGAUGCUUCUCCCUGGCCAAGGCUCCUAAUCUCUGUGGGGAGGGGGAGGGGGGGGUCUUGCUACAAAGGCAGAGUAGUUCCUCUGAGUGAGCUGUGCUGUGGUCGUGGUCGCAGAGAGUCCCCCCAGCUCUGUUUCCCCGACUUCCUCUUAGCAGAACCGCAGUGCCUGCCCCACCCCUCGAGCACACACUAGAAGCUGCCACACUUCCCUGCAUCCAGGAAACCCUCGUCAGUGUGUCAUGAUACAACUUCUCCAUCCAUCGGGUUCAAGAUUUAGGCUCUCCUGCCAGCCUUGCUGUUUCGCUAGCUGUGUGAUCUCUCCAGCAAGAUAACCUCUCCAAAGUCUCAUUUUCCCCAUAUGCAGAAAAGGGAGAAAAAUGCUUUUUAGGGUUGGCACGAAGACCGAGUGAGAAAGUGCUGAGCAACGUUGCUGUCAGAUACUGAAACAACAAACAGCCUUCAGCUGCCAUGAUUUCUAGAACCGUUUUCAUUGUCAUCCGCGCUUCCCAAAGCACAGCGCCCACAGCAAUCCCAGGGCUUGAGUGGGCUCUGGGGGGACCGUAGGGGAAACUGUGCACUCGGUGUGAGAUGGUUCUUCAUUUCCCAGACUCAGCCACUCAGCUCCUCCAGGUGGCGGGCAGAGGAAUAAGCAAGGUUUCGCUUUUAGUAUCUAAUGGAAGCCCUGGGUGCUGCUUGUCUGACUUUCAUAUUCGCAGUUAAACACAAGACACCUCUACCCUCCUGUUGUCCGAGAGUGUCAGAGAUGCCACGUUGAAUUCCUACCGCUCCAGUUUUGACCUCAACUGAAGGCCAUCUCUUCAUGCGGGGAUAUGUAUGUCAUGGAGCACUCUUGACGACUUCAACUCUUUGCUAGUUCUGAUCUUCGUGAGGCAAGAUUUCUGGACACGGAGUGCAGAACACAGUAGGGAAAUGAUCUGGAUGCCGGGGCUGGCAAAAGAUGGCGGCCGCCAGCACCUCCGGGUCUGGCUUGCAUGCACCAAGAAAGCGCCACUGUUCCUACUGAUUGACUUUAUAAUGAGCAGAUGCUUUCAGUUUGAACUUGCAGAAUAAAAACGUACUAAUGAAAGGUCGCCUUUGUUUCUCUUCGU
Molecule: messenger RNA, 5812 nt
Organism: Lutra lutra (Eurasian river otter)
Lineage: Eukaryota; Metazoa; Chordata; Mammalia; Carnivora; Mustelidae
Gene: KBTBD12
Product: kelch repeat and BTB domain containing 12
Exons: 8
Coding region: 1425-3296 (623 amino acids)
Molecular function (GO): protein binding
Source: RefSeq, a predicted model, not a curated record